This is a messenger RNA of Oncorhynchus kisutch (coho salmon), 2182 nucleotides long. RefSeq lists its product as uncharacterized. The record is from RefSeq and is a predicted model, not a curated record. Lineage: Eukaryota; Metazoa; Chordata; Actinopteri; Salmoniformes; Salmonidae. The coding region runs from base 310 to 2061 and encodes 583 amino acids. The transcript is spliced from 3 exons.
GUUUUUUCCAUCUACAAGUCAGAGUUAUCAAAAGUGGAGAGUAAAUCCUUGGCCGUUGUCAGUUCAUCUGAUGAGUCCCUAGAGGCUUGUUGGUUUGUUGAUAGUGUCCUAUCAAAGCUCGAUGACUAUACUAUUUCCCAGUCACCCUCACCCAAUGAAGACUUGAGCGUGAGUACUCAAUAUUCUCAACUGAGCUCAGAAGAGAGUGUCAGAAUCACAGAGUCCUCUACUAGUCUGAUUCAGAGCAUUAAGAAGCUCUCUAGCAAUGACUUCCAGACUCAGGCAGAAGAGGCAGUGAGUAAAGUGCUGAUGAGAUCCAGUCAUUCCUUUAUCACACAGAUCAGCCAUACUGGUCUUCAGAAAAGUCUGCAGGCUGGCUUAUCAUCUAGCUCACCAUCAGAGAUCCAUGUCCUUUCAGAAUCCAUGUCCUCCAUGUCCUCUGAGAAUACAGCCUCUGGAUUAGUGGAAACCUUUGUCAAAGGAAUGGCGACUAUUUUCCAGAAAAAUGAGUCCACUGACACUGUGCUACUGGAAAGAAGUGGGAGAGUUUCGCAGUGCUCCCACGGGGGCUCCCAACUGGAUGAUACUGAAUUGAGUGUUAAAAUAUCAGAGGAGAAGCUUUGGUCAACAGCUAAGACCAUCUGCGUCAGUAUGAAGAACACACUUAAGGAUUUCUUCACAGGGCUGAAGCCACCCGGAUCCGAAAGGACAGAAAAUGCUUCUUCCAAAGAGACCCUUGGGGAAAUCCUGGUUGCUAUCCAGAGUGAAAUCUCAAACUUAGGGCGAAUGAAGGAUUCCAGGGAGCUCCUUCAGAUCAAUGAUGUGGUAGGAACUAUGCUGAAGGAGGUUGAGAAAAGUGAGGAUGACAGUGAACAAGUCUGCCAAGACAUCCCUAGAACCUGUUCAUCUUUGUCCACUUCUUUAAAUGGUCGUAGUUCCUUGUCCAGCUCUUCAAAGAGUCCUAGGUCAGAGUGUGAGUUAGAGAUCAACCUCCCUGGCACUCCCAUCCCUGACGAAGUGCCUUUUGAUCUGACCUGCCCCAUCGUCAGGAGCUCCUGCAUCGACACCAGGGUCUCUAAAAUGCCAGAGAUUUCUUCAAGUGACCUAAAGACAAAGAUGAUGGCACACACAGAUGAACCCCUGCAUCGUAACAGUCCAAUGACUGACAGCAGUCGACCACCGAGUGCUAAAGCCUCUUUUCGAUCCUCCACUCCGUCUUUCACCAGCAAGGGAACCUCUUUGGUACCAAAGGGAGAUGGGAUUGACAUUGAAGAGAAGGAGGAGUGUAUCCCCAGUAGCUCUGGCCAUCUGAGGGAGCUCUUAAUCACCCCGGACAUCAGCAGUGCCUCUGCAUUCCCACUGCAGUACUUGAUGGACUCCAGCAAAGAUGAUGUCAUCUGUUUGGUCGCCAUACUGGUGAUAAGGUUGCUAUCGGAGAUCAGACCCUCAACCCUAGAUGGACCCUCCCAACAGGCAGCAGACGUGACAGCAACAUCUCAGCAACUCAUCAGACAAGUCCUGUCUGAGUUCUGUGCUGCAUCUAGAUUCUCCAGGACACAGGCAUAUUCCCAGAACCUGAACAUCCAAAGGGUGUUCAGAGGUGUACAUAAAAACCUCAUGGAGGAGUUUGGCUCUUAUAACACCCUGCAAGCAGCUAUUUCCUCCCAGGACCCUGCAUUUGACAGAGUCCUGGUAAAGUCCUUGACCCAGCAGCUGGUACAGGGAUGCAAGGAGGCGUCAAGACCAGCUUCUGCUGCAACAAACCCAUCAGACCAGGCUGAGACAGAGAGGGGGGCUGAGCAGAAAGCAAGAAGGAGCUUCCUUUGCUUUUCAAUGACCAAACUCAGGAUCAACUUCAAGCGUUCCAAGAGAGGAAACAAAAAGGACUGCCAUUCAGUCCAGGAACAGACUGAGAUUCCCUCUACUGAUGGACAUUGCAUAGCUCCAGUUGGAGAGGUUUCUCCCUCCAUAUCUCAGCCUGUCAAAAAACGAUCCUUGAUUGUCAGGGUCUUUUCAGCAAUGAUGAAGCCAUUCAGGCGCUUCACCAAGAAGAACCUGUAACCUGUUACGCUGCAUGAGGAACUACUUUUGUAACAGCAAGACUUUUGACAAGAGGAAUUUCUGCAUGUCUACCCUUUCAAAGUAUAUUUGAUCAAAUAAAUGGCAAUGAUUUUACAAGAAU